CCAAACCCAAUCAGACCAUCGUACGUGGGCACUCGUUCUGCGCCUGUCAAUUUCGACACGCACCUUGACGGUCCUGGCCCGAUCUUUGUACUCUGCACCCCCAGAUUACGUGCUUGUUUAAGAAGGAUGGAUUUGGUCAACUCGUAUGUAAUCGUCCCUCGUCAUCUCACUCCUCCAUACCCCCCUCUCUUGCGCCGCACAACAUGGAGUACACCAACGGUACAAAUGGAGUCAACGGCACCAAUGGUGUGAUCAACAAACCGCGAAGUGGGAGUAGAACUCUGCCGUUCAUGACUGAUGUACUGGGAAACAGCUUGAAUGAUCGAUUGCUCUUCGCGGUCCCUAAGAAGGGCCGCCUCCACCAGGCAUGCCUUGACCUCCUUCACGGCUCAGAUAUCCAGUUCCACCGCCACUCGCGGCUUGACAUCGCGCUCGUCAAGAACCUACCCCUCGCUCUCAUCUUCCUCCCCGCCGCAGAUAUCCCUACCUUCGUUGGAGAGGGCCGUGUAGACCUCGGAAUCACAGGGCGCGACCAAGUCGGCGAGCACGAGGCCGUAGUGCCACCGACAGCAACAUCAGGUGUCGUCGAGGUGCUCGACCUUGAUUUUGGAAAAUGCGCUCUCCAGGUUCAGGUGCCGCAGAACGGCGCAUUGUCUAAGCCGGAGGAUCUGAUCGGAAAGAAUGUCUGCACAAGCUUCACCGCCCUUACUGAGGAAUACUUCCGCAAAUUGGAGGCGCAACAGGCCGGAACAGAGGUUAGCGGAGACGCGAAGUUGAAGACGAACAUCAAGUACGUCGGAGGAAGUGUCGAGGCAGCUUGCGCUCUCGGUGUCGCGGACGGUAUCGUAGAUCUCGUCGAGUCCGGCGAGACAAUGCGCGCAGCAGGCUUGAAGGCCAUCUCGACCGUCGUCAACACUUCGGCCAUCUUGAUCAAGUCAAAACACGCAUCAGACCCCAAGCUCGUCGACUUGAUCACAGCACGUAUCAAGGGUGUCAUCACUGCCCAGAAAUUCGUCCUUUGCACAUACAACAUCAACCGAAGUAAGCUAGAAGAGGCCAAGAAGAUCGCGCCAGGCAAACGCGCACCGACCGUCACGACCCUAGAGGAGGAGAACUGGGUCGCGGUGUCAGUCAUGAUCGAGAGGAAGAGGGUCGCAGUGGCUAUGGAUGAGCUGACUGCUGUCGGCGCCGAGGACAUCAUGGUUACGAAGCUUGAGAAUUCUCGAACAGGUUAGACGAAUCGCAAGAAGGAAAAACACUACAGCUUGAAAUAAAUAAAAUGUUGGACGUUUCUAUGGAGAUCUGGAGAUGCUUCUUUAAGGUAUUGGAAAAAGCAAUUUAGAACUGUAGGACGCCUUUGCAUAAUGAACAAU
Messenger RNA from Aaosphaeria arxii CBS 175.79, 1373 nucleotides. Its product is annotated as ATP phosphoribosyltransferas-like protein. Gene Ontology annotation, cellular component: cytoplasm. The coding region runs from base 204 to 1235 and encodes 343 amino acids. Gene Ontology annotation, biological process: L-histidine biosynthetic process. Gene Ontology annotation, molecular function: magnesium ion binding; ATP phosphoribosyltransferase activity. NCBI's taxonomy places the organism in Eukaryota, Fungi, Ascomycota, Dothideomycetes, Pleosporales. The record is from RefSeq and is a predicted model, not a curated record. The transcript has 3 exons.